This is a messenger RNA of Populus nigra (black poplar), 4533 nucleotides long. RefSeq names its product CST complex subunit CTC1. The transcript has 17 exons. The coding region runs from base 127 to 4311 and encodes 1394 amino acids. Gene Ontology annotation, cellular component: CST complex. Gene Ontology annotation, molecular function: single-stranded DNA binding; telomeric repeat DNA binding. NCBI's taxonomy places the organism in Eukaryota, Viridiplantae, Streptophyta, Magnoliopsida, Malpighiales, Salicaceae. The record is from RefSeq and is a predicted model, not a curated record. Gene Ontology annotation, biological process: positive regulation of DNA replication; telomere maintenance via telomere lengthening.
GCGGACAGCAAAAGAAAAGCCUUUUAAAAUAUCUUCUGGUUCCCGCUCUGUCCUUCACAUUCCCCUUCUCGCUCUCACACUCAGCUAAGCUUCACUCAACCUGACUCAUCAAUCGAUUGCAAAUUCAUGGAAGAAACAGCUGCAGUACUCACAGUCAAAGAGCUAGUUAUCCGUGCUCAGCCACUCACCGGUACAUCUUCCCUCAAAUCCAAACUAAACUCAACAAACCAAAAACCCCAAUCUCAAUCACCACUACCUUCCACAAACCCUAACCCUAAAAUUCUUACUCCCUUGAACCACUCAGUGAUCUUACUCGGAACCUUAACUCUCCCAACCGAAACCCUAAAAUGUCCAAUCAGGAAUUGCUUUCGAUUCUCAGAUGAUUCAUCCACAAUCUGCUGUGAUAUUCUCGAUUUCCGUGUCAAUAUAAUCGGGAAGAAGAUUCGAGUUCUCGCUUGGAAUUUCAUUCCUUUGAAACAUUUCUGUGGCGGCGGCUUCUUAGAGAUUAUCAAAUGGAGUUUUGUAGAUUCAACCAGUAGUGUAAUAUCUCGCAGUUCGAGUUCCUUAGAUUUAUUUCCAUUAGUUUCAGGUUCGCCUUCUAAUGAAGAAGAUCAAUCCAAGGCACGUUAUAGCGUUAACGGUCCAAUUGAAUCGAUAAGUCCUGUUUUUAUUGUUCCUUGUUCAAUUGGUGAUGGUCAAUCACAAAAUCUUCGAGGGUUUGUUGCGCGAAUUAUGGUUUGUCAGUGUAAAACAUGUAAUUCUCCUGAAUCAAUUAAGUUUUCGCAUAGCAUAGAUCAAGGAAGCGAUUCUCAUUCUUUUACAAAACCUUCCUUUGUGUAUUUUUGUGGUGCUUCGUGGUGUUGGCAUCCUGUGAUUACGAAGCUUGUAGGGAUUGUGAUUAUGCUAUCUGGGUUGAAAAAGAAGUUAGUUUUUAUAGGAAAAGAGGAGUCUCAAUUGAUGUUUGUGACUACUGAAUAUUCUGUUUUGCAAUUGCCAAAAGUGUUGAAGAAAUGGCCACCGCUCUCGAGAAAUGUUAUCCGAGGGAAUGGGGAAUGUGGUGUUUAUACCGGAGUUGUUAGAGGUGUGUAUAUGCAAGGGAUGGUUGUUGAAUUGGACAAGGAAGUGUGGCUUUUAUUAACGGAUCAGCUAGUUACUGCACCACAUAGUCUUAGAGAGGGUGCGAUUAUAUCAGCGAGGAAUGUCCAUUUUGUGAAUCCAAAAUUUUCUUGGACAAAAAUGCUCGUACUUGGGGCUUGCUUCAAAACUAGCAUUACUGUGGAAUCGUUCUCCCCAUUGGAAACUGGAUGCCAUAUGGUGGCUCAGUCACAGAGUCAGCUGGGGAAGUUCAUUGAGUCCUUGACAUUUUCUGCCAGACUAUGGACACUGCUUGUUAUUUCAUGCUUCCGGAAGAAGUUUGCUGGGAUUUUAUCUGAAAAGGAGAUUCUGGGAUCAAAACAUAAGGAAGGGCUAGCUCAGAUGUUUGCUAGAUCACAUUUGCCUGAAUCAAUUUUUCGAGCUCGGCUUGGAGUACUGACAGAAUUAUGCAGGCAUGAAUCAUGUGGCUGUGGUAGUGAGCCAUAUCAUGGUAACCUGAAAUUGGUGGCACCUAUCUCUAUUUUGCUCAGUCAUUGUGAUAACAUGUGGAUGAGGACAGUAUCAAAUGACUGUCAUACUUCACAGGAAAAAUCUCGCUUUAACUUACUGUCACAUGAAAGGACAUCUUAUUGUUUGCCAUUGAGGAGGAAUUUUUCGAGCGAAGAUAUAGGCAUUCUUUUGCUUGGAAGUCUGAAGAUCUCUCCAUCUUCUGGAAGGUUGCAGUUAGUUGAUGCGACUGGAAGCAUCGAUGUUCUGGUACCCGACCUUCCAUCCACUUGGAAGACCAACAACAUCUAUGAGGUUGUUGACUAUAGUCUCAUUAUGGAAGGCAUGCCUAAAGUUGUGGAUCAUUUGGGGUUGCUCAACAAUGAGUCUCUCUCAUGCAGCCAUAUCUUUCAUUAUGUGCCACGGGCAACAGAGAUGAACUUGGCAAUAUUUUCCUAUUUUCACUUAAGCCGUGCAACGUGCAGAAAUCUUUGCUUUUAUCCUUCUGUGCCCUUUAAUGAAGAUCUUCAGGAACUUCAAAGUGGAAGAUUUCACUUGAUUUGGAUCUCACACAAAUAUCCUUUGCUACAUCAGUUACAAGGUGAUCCAGUGAUACCAAACAGGGCCAAUGUGUUUGUUGAGGCCGUUGUCCUGCCUUGGGACCUGUCUAUUGCAGGCAUGGAUCCAAUUGCACAUUCUGGUGAGAUUUCAAGGAUUUGGCUGAACAAACCCUUGAGACAUUACAUUGGCGAAAACAAUGAAGAAUAUUUACCCAAUAAGAAGUGUAAGAUGGAUUGCAUGCCCAGCCAGGCUUUUGUUUCAGUUUUAGUUGAUGAUCAGAGCUAUGUUGGCAGUGAGCUGAGCGCUUGCUCUGGUUCUCUUAGGGAAUCAACUAAGUGGAAAUGUGGAGAACUGAGCUGUCCUGAAAUUCCAUGUAUGGCCAUUGCUAGAAAUGCCAACAGUCACAACUUGGUUAGUUCAGGGAAGUUGUGCUGCACAAAUUGCAAGGUAAAGAUUGGUGCUGAUUAUAAACCAAGUGGCAGGAAGAUAUUGCUGGAGUUCAGUUCUGACAGUUUAUUCAGGUAUCAGAUGCUGCAGAUUGGGGGUUACUAUGUAAUAAAGCACCAUAAAGAAGAAUCUUUUUGCUGUCUCAAGGACUACAACAAUACUGGUGGUGGUAAAAUUUGUGUCUCUUCCAGAAUAUGUCUGUGGAGCCUUUCAUUCUCAUCUGAUGAUGUUACAAAUGAUAAAUCAUUAGAUGAUGCUCCUCCUGGUGAUUCUUCUCUAAGCAAUGAAGAGGUUCUGAUGAAAAAUCAAGUUGAGCUACUUCUCAGGAGGUCUACUGGAAACUCUCCAGAAUGCUCAGAUGUCCAGCUUCAUCUCUCUGCCGAUAUAAUGCAUCUUUUGGUACUGAAGCUUAACAAAAUGAAAGAAGGCUUCAUGCCAGUUGUGAUGCCAGAAGAGGCUUUUAAUGGAUCUCCUCACUUUAUGACCAAAAUGUCUGCAUCUAGUACGCCCUUCGCAUCUUCCAAUUCCUGUUGUGUAUUUCCUGAAGGAAAUUUAAUAUCUGUGCUUGGCAAUGUUGUCGCCUUUCAUUUUUUAAACUCCAAUUUGGCCAAUGCUCAUUCAAGCUGUGAAACCGUGAGUGACAUUCCUCAUAUGGGAUGCUUUCAGGGGAUUCCAAGCAGUUGUUGUGUUCAUGUUUUAGUAGACAAGCAAAUGGUGAGAAUUUUUGGUUCUUUGAGCAAACAUGCAUAUGCUGUUGGAUUUGGAGCUGGUGUAAAUGCCACAUUUCAUCGAGUUCUUAAAUUGAGGGGAACAAAUAGAUUGAUGCUGACUCCUGCUUCAUUUAUAGUGAUCAAUUCCUUAAGGGUUGCAAAUGAAGCGUCCCAGGAAAAUUCUUCUGAUUUGUGGUUAUACAGAUCAUCAGCUGCCUCUUUGGACAAAGUUUCGUUUGUUAUGAUUUCAGAAUUGAAUCAACGCACAGAGAGCAAGCCUGUGAAGUUCUAUUGCAGGGUUGUUGCUGUUCAUGUCCUGGUUCUGGAGAACAGAAAAUAUUUGGCAUCAAAAGUUCACUCCAUGCAACAUUUUCUUGACAUUCCACUUGCUUCUUUUGUGCUGGAUGAUGGAUCAUCAUCAUGUUAUUGCUGGGCUAAUGCUGAAAGAGCAGCAACUUUGUUAAGGCUGCAUGAAGAACUUCCGAUGAGAGCUUUUGAAAGCAGUGACUGCACAUUAAAGCGGGUAGGGAUUACCAAGAGUUCCUGGAAAACCACUAUGUAUCAUCUUGAAAAGAUGUUAAAGAAGCAUCACAGGAUUGUCGUGAAAAACCACGGGUCAAUGGUAGAUUCUUCAUAUCAAGAUCUUAAUGUUUCUGUCAGUUCAGAUGAUGACCUCAGCAGCUCAGAUGACAACCUCCUGAAAUUCAUAAUCUUCCAUGCUUGCUUUGGAACAUUUUGGACUGUUACAGCGAGUGCGAUGGAGAUGAAUGCUGUUAAUCAGUUGGAAAAGGAGCACCUUAUGCAAAUGGAGAUGGCCCCGCAUCCCAUGCAGAAUGUAUGGGCUAGGGAAGUUUGUUACACGGAUACUCGUACCGAGGCCUGGAACAUGGUUCAAGAACAGCUAAGAAGUUGUGUUGUAGGGACCAGGCAGCAUAAUCCUGCGAGUCCGGGGACCUUUUUGCCAUGUGUUUGUGUACCUGUUGUCUUACCUACAGUGGCAUUCUGGGAUUGACUGCUAUUAUUGUAGUUAUAUGAUUUAUUGACCCAAGCAUAUCAUUCUGUACCCAAGCAUAGAAUCUCUUCUUCCACAUUCGGAACACGAGGUUAGGGUUUAAGAUUCUGUACACAAAUGCCAGAUACAACAUAAUGAUCGACCUAGGAGUUUGUAUAUACGAAAGACAUUUUAAGAAAAUUCAUAUAAGCCUUCUGAGCAUAUACAUGCUGUAUUGUAUCA